Molecule: messenger RNA, 1718 nt
Organism: Glossina fuscipes
Lineage: Eukaryota; Metazoa; Arthropoda; Insecta; Diptera; Glossinidae
Product: spermine oxidase-like
Exons: 1
Coding region: 98-1657 (519 amino acids)
Molecular function (GO): polyamine oxidase activity
Source: RefSeq, a predicted model, not a curated record
UUCUUUUUCCUUUUAUCGGUUGACAUUUUGUUCAAACAGACCGAGCAGGGGCAAGAUAAUGGAAAAAUUAGUAAAUAAUAAUAAAUUCAAAGUUUAAAUGUGUUUGUUCCCGUUGUUACGCAAAAGGAAACGCAAAAAAAGUUCGGCCCCGCUUGAAGGACCUAGUUCGGUGUUGUAUAUACAAGACGGCGGCCCCAAAAUCAUCAUUAUUGGAGCAGGAGCGGCCGGAUUAGCAUGCGCAAUGAAAUUAUUAGAUAACGGUUUUACUCAUGUACGUAUAUUGGAGGCAGAAAAUCGUAUUGGUGGACGAAUCUUGACUAUACCGUUCGGCAACAAUGUUAUCGAUUUGGGUGCACAAUUUUGUCAUGGCGAGGAGGAUAAUAUUGUUUAUGAAAUGCUCUCUAAUCUUGAUCUUCUAGAAACAAGUGCCUCCGUGUACAACAAAUAUGAUUGCAUACGUUCGAACGGUGAAGUUUUAUCGCAAGACGUUACCGAAGCUUUAAAAUCAGCUAUAGCAAGUAUUUUUGAUGAUCCCAUAGAAGCCGGUCCUCACGAAUCAUUUAGUGAGUAUUUAAGAGAACGCUUCUUUCAAAUUAUAGACGGAAAAGAAAACGUUAGUAAACGCGUUGCCGAAGAGUUUUUUGAAAAUUUUAAGAGGGUAGAAAGUUCGGAAACAGCAUUUGGUAUAGAGGAGGCAUCGGCAAAAGGUGUAAUCGAAUAUUGGAUAUGUCCUGGUGAUUAUAUGUUGAAUUUUAGGAAUAGAGGGUACAUCAGUUUUUUACGGGUAUUAAUUGAAAGUUCUGACGAUCAGUUCCUGGGAAAAAUGGAGAAUCGUAUCAAAUUUAAUUGCACCGUUGAACAAAUCGAAUGGGGUCAACCAAAUGGCAAAGCCACUGUCAGAUGUAAUAAUGAAAAUAUUACUUUCGAAGCUGACCAUGUAAUUGUUACCGCAUCGUUGGGUGUGUUAAAGGAACGCGCCGAUACCCUUUUCGUACCAGCAUUGCCCUUGCAAAAGAAACGUGCCAUCGUGGCUUUGGGCUAUACAGGUACCUGUAAAAUAUUUUUAGAAUUCCCACAAAGAUUCUGGCCAGAAGAUUGGACUGGUUUUACAACGUUAUGGCGCAAGCAAGAUAUUGACAAGUUAAGACGCUCCAAAUGGGCUUGGCUGGAGGAAAUUUUUGGUUUCUAUUGUGUGAACUAUCAACCGCGUGUAUUAUUGGGCUGGAUAGUGGGACCAUAUGUUCUUAAAAUUGAGUCCUUACCGCGUGACGUCAUACAGAUGGGCUGUAUGAAACUGUUACGCCGUUUCUUACAUUCGUGGCUAAUACCCGAACCUAUCGCUAUAUGUGUUACAAAUUGGCAUAGUAAUCCAAAUUUUCGUGGCGCCUAUUCAUUUCGUUCAAUGUUGACUGAAGAGCUUGGCGUAUCAGCUGAGCAAUUGGCCGACCCAUUGGUAGUUGUAAUGGACAACCAAAAAUGCCACGAUGGCUCAGAUUCCGAUUCAACGAGUAAGAAAAGUGAAACAACAUUUAUUAAGCCUGUCGUGCAAUUUGCAGGCGAGGCUACAAGUUGUCACUACUAUUCGACCGUUCAUGGUGCUGUGGAAUCGGGCUUUCGUGAAGCUGAUCGUAUUUUGCAAUAUUACUCUCAUGAAUAAUAUUAUUCUUUGUUAAAUAAAAGCAUUUGUUUUCAAAAAUCUAUUCUUUAAUGAGUUGUGG